Canis lupus familiaris (dog) is the source of this 3625-nucleotide messenger RNA. It is a transcript of the gene C1QL3, whose product is annotated as complement C1q like 3. Gene Ontology annotation, molecular function: protein binding. The transcript is spliced from 2 exons. Bases 280 to 1047 code for a protein of 255 amino acids. NCBI's taxonomy places the organism in Eukaryota, Metazoa, Chordata, Mammalia, Carnivora, Canidae. The record is from RefSeq and is a predicted model, not a curated record.
CAGCCCGGGACUUCAGCUCAAGUCACUCGGCGUCCGAGCUCCGUCCCCAGCCGCGGCUUCCGCGGGGCAGCGGGAGCGGGAGCGGGAGCAGGCGGGGAGCGGCCGGCGCGCGCGCGCCCAGGGGAGUUGGGGUUCGCAGGGGGUUGUUUUCGGCUCUGAGGAGGUCCCCGCCCAACCUUCAAAAUUUUGUCCAAAAGCAGACAAGAGGAUCGCCCCGCGCUGAGCCGGCUGGUGGGCAGCAGGAGGCGCCUGAUCGCCGCCGGGGCGCUGGGGGUGGUGAUGGUGCUGCUGCUGGUCAUCCUCAUCCCGGUGCUGGUGAGCUCGGCCGGCACGUCGGCGCACUACGAGAUGCUGGGCACCUGCCGCAUGGUCUGCGACCCCUACGGGGGCACCAAGGCGCCCAGCACCGCCGCCACGCCCGACCGCGGCCUCAUGCAGUCCCUGCCCACCUUCAUCCAGGGCCCCAAGGGCGAGGCCGGCAGGCCGGGGAAGGCGGGCCCGCGGGGGCCCCCCGGGGAGCCCGGGCCGCCGGGUCCCGUGGGCCCUCCGGGCGAGAAGGGCGAGCCCGGCCGCCAAGGCCUGCCGGGCCCGCCCGGGGCGCCGGGCCUGAACGCGGCCGGGGCGAUCAGUGCCGCCACCUACAGCACCGUGCCCAAGAUCGCCUUCUACGCCGGCCUCAAGCGGCAGCACGAAGGCUACGAGGUGCUCAAGUUCGACGACGUGGUCACCAACCUCGGCAACCACUACGACCCCACCACGGGCAAGUUCACCUGCUCUAUCCCGGGCAUCUACUUCUUCACCUACCACGUCCUGAUGCGCGGAGGGGACGGCACCAGCAUGUGGGCUGAUCUCUGCAAGAACAACCAGGUGCGUGCCAGUGCCAUCGCUCAAGAUGCUGAUCAGAAUUACGACUAUGCCAGUAACAGUGUGGUUCUUCACCUGGAGCCGGGAGAUGAAGUCUACAUCAAAUUAGAUGGUGGGAAAGCCCACGGAGGGAAUAACAACAAAUACAGCACAUUUUCUGGAUUUAUUAUUUACGCUGACUGAUACCGCAGAAACUAAGCUGCUUAUUCUGAGUUUGGACACUGGAUUCGUUUGGCUAACGUCCGUGAAUCAAGGAUCCCCGGGGGAUGCCGGUUGCGGGGCACCUCAGUUGUGUAUAUGUGGGCAAUGCAAAUGCUACCUGACUCACAUCUGUACACUCAGAAACAUCAUGUAAAAAAAAAUAUAUUAAAAGCAAGAUAAGCAGAUGUGUUAUCCACUACCGCCAAAGCAAAUACUCCUCCUUAUCGUUAGUGUCCAUGUGAAUGAAGUCCUAUAUAGAUCACAAAUUUUUAUAGAAAAAUCUAAGACACUGAAUUAUUUCUCCAAUAUAUAUGAUACUUUGGUGUACUGUGAUCUUGCUGCUUUUAUCCAUAUGUCAGCUUCGGUUCUUGUGAGUUUACCUGCUUAUUAUGAUACUUGGAGUCCAUUCAUAGUGUGGGGAGAAUGAGUUUACCCUGCAGGAGAAGGUCUGAUUGAAAUAAUGCUGCUUGUCCCCAAAGAAAUUGUUUGCCUUGUACUUUUGUUAACUUUAGAGCUAGUCCUGGGAAUGAUUCAACUUCAAGCCUUAACCUGGAAUCUUCUGGAUUUGAGGGAAUUCCCAAGCCUGUGAUCAUUUUCACAUUUUCUUUUUCUUACGAAUUUUCUUUUCUCUCUUUUCUGGUGAUAGUCUUUAAAUAUAGAGAUCGAAAUUGUAUCAUAGGAUUACCCUCUAAGUGUGAAAAUGUGUAAUUAUGUAUGGUAUUUAGAAAUUCCCCUGUGUGUCCAUUUUGUCAAUAGAAUGCGUUUAGAUUUACUUAGAAAGUCAGAGACAUUUAUUCUUUGGUGUUAAAUCAGACUGAGGCUUUCGGCUUCUUUGGAACAAAAGAUUAUUCAUAACCCAAUGCACAAUGGUUUAAUUUGAGCUACUGCAUGAGUCACCAAGGGGACCCUAAGUUAAGGCCUUCGAAUAGUUACUACAAGGCGUGGCCCGAGAUUAUUUCAAAAUGAACGAUUUCACAUGUAACCAAUAAGACAACAAAGUGUAUAUAUUUUAUACAAAUACGUGCUACACAUACAUGUAUUUGUGUGUGUACACAUAAAACACACACACACACACGUUAGAUCAAAUAUUAUAUAUAUAUAUAUACACACACACAUAUAUAUGUGUGUGUGUAUAUAUAUAUAUACAUAUAUAUAAUGGCUUCAGACCAUAGGCACAGUGGCUGUAUAGCCUCAAAAUUUAAUUUAAAAAAUAUGUGUAUAUAUACACACAAACACACAUAAAUUAUUUGACUUAUUUUGGAUCGAAAUAUAUUUUGGAUUACAAAAGUAUAUGGAAUAGCAAAAUAAUUUAAAUGACUUCUCUUGUAAGAGUUACCCAGAAAAUUAAAUUUCAUUUGGUUAAAAUGCCCUAUACAUCACAUGUCUGUAAAUUAAGCCUAUGGUUUCUUUAUUACCAUAUGCCAAUCAAUACUUCCACUGCAUUCUGUGGCAGACUGUUAAUAUUAGGACUGCAGAAACAAAGUGGCUCUCUUUUGCAACGUUUAUGAAUUAUAUGCGUUUGAAUUAUCAAUUCCUUUUCUUUUUUUCUCAGGUGGAUUAAAGCGGACAGUAAAGUAGAUUCCGAGAGUAGUGCAAAUCAUUUCUCUCUGGUUAAAACACACUGCCAAAGCCAUCUCUUUAACCUAAGAAAAAGAUUAAAAAUGCAUGUUGAUAUACCCUAUCAGACAACUUCCACUAUUACAAUGAAAAAUCCGUUCCCCUCUCUGUUGCCUUUGAAGACUCUCUGAAUGCAUAGAUUUGAAAAACAGGGAUGUAAAAAUCUGCUUGUUUUACUGGUGAAGGACAUUUGCAUUUUUUCAUUUAAAGGAAUUAGUUUGUUCUGGCUCAUUCCUCUUGGGUACUUUCUGUUCUAAUACACAGAAAGCUUGAUCAUCUUUGAUCCACAGAAAUAUCUUGUAUUUAGAAAACCUCAACUUUCCAAAAGAGUUACGCAUGUUCCCAUCUGAAGGUGCUGUUGGCUUGGUUUAAAUGCCUUGGUCUGAGUAACUGUCAUGAUUUUUAUGAUUAAAAACACUUAGCCCGUUCAUCAAGAAUAAUGACUAAUUCUGUUGGCUUUUUCUGAUAUGUUAGCAGAUUCAUAAAGGAGUUGCAAUGGAUUUAUUUCUGUUUAACAAUAUAUAUUUAUCAAGAGGGAUUGGUAGAAAGAGUUUGGGGAUUUUUUUUGGUGGUGGUGGGGGGGGGGGUAACAAACAGCAUAAUGAGGAAUCAACCAAAAGAUUAAUUUAUAAAACAGCAGUGCACAUCUUCUGUGAGUUUUAAAAAGGCUUUAUUUACACAAAACAUCAGGGCUGGGUACCUUUUCAAGAAUAGGCUCUAGAAUCAGAAUGUCAUUUCUAAUGGAUCUGACCUUUUCUUCAGAUAACUAAGCAUUAUUUUCUCUGUUUAGGCCCAAGGAAAAACAAAUAAAAGGUAAAGGAAAUAAAGGGAAUAUAUAUAAGGCUAACAUUUCUCUUUUUUUUUUUUGCAUUAUAUAUUAUUAAUUAAACUGUGGCCUUUGUUAUUAUCAAUGUAAUGAUUCAUUAAACUAUAUUAUGUAAUA